AUGAGAAGUCAGCUGACCCGAUCGCUAAUGCGCAUGUACGCCACUCAGUCUGGCACUACACUACAGCCAAGGGCCAUAACCUCGCGGACACAAUCUGAGAACGGGUUAUCUGGCAGGCGCGACAACCAUGGCUUCUAUAAUGCCGUGAAAAACAGACCACGUAUACUGAUUACAGGUUCACUGGGUCAGCUUGGUCCCGGACUGGCCAGGAUAUUGAGGGAGAGAUAUGGACGAGACAAUGUCAUCAUGUCUGAUAUCAAUCGAGCCUCGGAGUCUGUCCUAGAAUCAGGUCCAUUCCUGUUUGCUGAUGUACUGGACAUGCGAGGGCUGAGAGAAAUCUGUGUCAAUUAUGAGAUUGACUGGCUGAUUCACUUUAGUGCUUUGCUGAGUGCUGUUGGGGAGAGUAACCUGCCCCUGGCCAUGCAAGUGAACAUCCAAGGGCUACACAAUAUUCUGGAAGUGUCCAGAAUGCACAAGAUGAAACUGUUUGUGCCCAGUACCAUAGGUGCCUUUGGUCCAGACUCUCCUCGCAAUCCAACCCCUGACCUUACAAUUCAGAGGCCAAGGACAAUUUAUGGUGUCAGCAAAGUUCAUGCUGAACUUAUGGGAGAAUACUAUCACCACAAGUUUGGUCUAGAUUUCCGAUGCCUGAGAUACCCAGGUGUAAUUUCAACAGACCAGCCAGGAGGAGGUACAACAGACUAUGCCUUGAAGAUGUUCCAUGAUGCUCUCACCACCAAAGUCCACCACUGUUACCUGAAACCAGAAACCAGGCUACCCAUGAUGUACAUAGAUGACCUGCUCACAGCUACAGCAGAUUUUCUACAGAUGCCAGACAACCAACUGUCCAUGAGAACAUACAACAUUGGUGCUGUUGACUUUACACCAGAGGAACUAGCCAUGGAACUAAGGAAGUUUGUUCCUGACCUGGAAGUGGUCUACAAUCCAGAUAGCAGGCAAGCCAUUGCCGACUCAUGGCCCCAGAGAUUUGACUUUGGCAAUGCUAUAAGGGACUGGGGUUAUCACCCCUUGUACAACAUGUCAGCCAUUUGUGAGAUCAUGGUUCAGUCUCUGUUGCCGAGGUACAAGAAUAGAGGCAGCCUUAUCGAAGUCAAGGAGUGA
Molecule: messenger RNA, 1122 nt
Organism: Candidula unifasciata
Lineage: Eukaryota; Metazoa; Mollusca; Gastropoda; Stylommatophora; Geomitridae
Source: the annotation of a GenBank genome assembly